CUCAGUGUCACUCAGGUCGGGGGCUGGUGAGGUACUGCGCGACUCUUGCUCCCAGCACCGCCAUCAUGGCCACACUCUCUACCAACCUAAUACUGUGGGACUAUUGUUCCAUCGGUGUAUAUUUCUUGCUGAAUAUUGCUGUUGGAGUUUACGCGCUGUGCGGCCACAACCGCAGCACCGUCUCCGGCUACUUCCUGGCGGGUCGGCACAUGUGGUGGCUGCCGGUGGGAGCGUCCCUCUUCGCCAGCAACAUCGGGGCGGAACACUUCAUAGGCAUGGCGGGAUCUGGGGCGGCGGCUGGCGUCGGUGUCGGCGCCUUUAACUUCAUAUCGAUCAUCCUUCUUCAACUGAUGAGUUGGGUCUUCCUUCCUGUCUUCAUCUCCAGUGGGGUGUGUACUGUACCUGAGUACAUGAACAAGAGGUUCGGGGGACAACGCAUACAGGUGUAUUUGGCUCUUCUCUCCCUAGUCCUGUAUAUCUUCACCAAGAUCUCAGUGGACCUGUACUCGGGAGCUCUCUUCAUCAACCAGGUCUUCCACUGGAAUAUCUACGGCUCUAUAGUGGCGCUGCUCCUGCUGACGGCUGUCUUCACCAUAACGGGAGGCCUGGCCGCGGUCAUCUAUACAGACACCCUCCAGUUCUUCAUCAUGAUAGCCGGCGCCCUGGUCGUCAUGAGCAAAGCUUUUUACGAGGUGGGAGGGUACGAGGCCCUUCAGUACAAGUACAUGCAGGCGGUGCCCGAGCUGAGGUUCCAGAACACAUCUUGCGGAAUACCGAGGGCGGACUCCUGGGUCAUGUUGAGGGACCCCGUCAACUCUGACCUGCCCUGGCCUGCCUUCCUGCUGGGUCAGACGCCUGCUUCUAUCUGGUACUGGUGUGCAGACCAGAUGAUGAUUCAGCGAACACUGGCAUCGAAGAACCUGUCUCAUGCUAAAGGAGCGACUCUGUUUGCCGCGUACGCCAAGAUCUUACCGUUCUUCAUAAUCAUUUUACCUGGUAUGAUCUCCCGUACACUCUUCCCGGAUGAUGUCGCUUGUGUUUUGCCUGAAGAGUGCAUGCGUGCCUGCGGCUCCAGGUCUUCCUGCUACAACUCUGCCUAUCCGCGACUGGUGGUGGGCAUAAUGCCCGCUGGACUCAAGGGCAUCAUCUUAGCCGUCAUGUUGUCAGCACUAAUGACUGACCUCACCUCCAUCUUCAACUCUGCUUCAACUAUGUUCUCAUUAGAUCUGUGGCGUCGAGUUCGCCCCGAAGCCAAGACCCGUGAACUGCUGAUCGUGGGGAAGCUGUGUAUUGUGGGUUUGGUGGUCGUGUCGGUGGCCUGGGUACCAGUCAUCGAGGAAGUCCAGAGUGGACAACUCUUUAUCUAUAUCCAGAAGGUUGGAGCGUAUCUCUCGCCGCCCAUUGCCUGCGUGUAUUCCAUGGCAAUCCUUUGGAAGCGGAUGAAUGAGCGGGGAGCCUUUUGUGGGCUAAUGGUGGGGCUGGCGAUCGGAGUAACACGCAUGGUCCUGGAUUUCUCCUACCCGCCUCCAGCGUGUUGGCAGGACGAGUCCCGCCCCUUCAUCGUCCGCCUCAACUUUAUGUACUUCGCAGUAUUGCUUUUCUGGAUGACGGCCAUCACUUCAGCGACGGUGUCCCUCAUGACUCAGCCUCCAGACAGCUUCAGGGUAAUCAGAACGACUUUCUGGACUCGUUUUGAGAAUGCUGAAAGAGACGACGACAGACGUCGGAAUAUGGAGCUCAAGGACGACAUACGUCGGAAUAUGGAGCCCGAGGACUACAUACGUCUCAAUAAGGAGCUCGAGGACGACAUACGUUGGAAUAUGGAGCUCAACGACAACAAACAGGGAAAUAAGGAGCUCGAGGACGACAUACGUCGGAAUAUGGAGCUCGAGGACGACAUUCUACAUCUCGAGCGCGGGGACAAGGAGGCGGCGACGGAAGCAGGUGGCAGCCAGCGCCUGGCCCACACAACCAAGUUCUUCCUGUGGCUGUGUGGCCUCCAGACCCAGCAGAGUGACCCUCAGAUGGAAGAGAGUACCCUGAACUCUCUCGAGGAACGUCCUCGCACGAAGCUCUUUCUCAACAUUAACCUGGUGCUGGUGUUGGCGGUGGGGGUUGGCUGCUUUGUUUACUAUUCCCUUGAUCCGUUUUCAGGCAACUCAGAGCCCAGGCUGAAGAUGCCUACAUAAUUCUUUCAACGGUAAAUGUCUGACGCAAAGCAAUUAUAGAAUUUUCCACUGCCUACGAAUUUAUAGCGCUCGCGUCAGGCCAGAAGAGACUGUAGGGUCUGUGGCCAGAAGAGACUGUAAGGAUUCAAUCCCUCUUCGCUAUUUCCCGGUAUCAGGCAGCUGGGGAGUGGGCAUCAGAGCCCUCGUCGUCCCUCAGUCAACAAUUACAACAUCAAAAACAAUCACGUAAUCAGAGGACUCGACGGCUUUCUCGAAAAUCUCCACCAUCUACAUCAGCACCUUCUUUUAGAAACUCCUCUCACACUAGUGAUAUAUAUAGUGCCCUUACACUAAAGUCUCCCUAAAAUAACAAAAUAUUAUAUUGAAAGGAACGAUUAUAAUGAUUACCAUGAUUGGUGAAGACCAAUACAAAGUUAAAAUAGAUUAAGGCUCACACAACACUCGGAUACUAACAGGAUAUUCUUAAAAAUUUUACGAUUUAAUGUUAGGGUAUACUCUAGCAAUCGUCACCUAGUGGCUGAUUUUACAGAGGCAUCGAGAGAUUUGAUCUGCUGCUUUUAGCACAUGCAUCAUUAACUCAUAAAAUCAGACAGUAUGGCUACACCACCCAACAAUCACCUGAUGAGGCACAUGCAUGUGUUGUAGAAUUAGGAAAAUCUACAUUUAAAAUAUCAAACGAGAACUUUUACAGGCGCCUUGGCAUCACAAACACUUCCUUGCCAUUUAGAUACACGGACCACUAAUCAUCUGCACAACACAUACACGCCCAAACCAAUGGAAGUUCAAACAAGACUUUUCAAUCGCACAAACAUACCUGUCUUUCUGAUGUCAGACCACAACGCUCCACAUCAUACAGUCCACCACAACAUUAACCUCCAUGGUCAACAACUACAACUAUUUCUACCAAAAAAAGGCUUCCAUUCCUUGGACCUAAUUUCUCUACAGACUUUUCACGUACUGGGUCCAGUAGACCUGAUCUUAUCCGUUUACUAAUAGAUUAGACACACAUCUUCAGCACUGCAUAGCACUUGUACCUCUCCCUGAGUGUGAUCACACCCGCGUGUCGUUACGCCUCUUUAUCAGCCCCUACUCACCAAAACCAUUCCUUAUUUUACGAACAAAAGGGCCAACUGGGAUACAUUCGAACAAAUUAUUAGAUAACACUGAUAUAACAUAUGCAUAGAAUGCAAAAAAAAACUCCCGCUGACAUAAACAUUUGGGUUCACAAAAUACAAACCAUAAUUACACAAGCAGCAGAAACAUUAGUACCCAGAACAACACAAAUGACACUAUUCACCCCACCCAUCGGGUCAAAACGUCUCAUUAUUAUGGAUGUCAACCAACACACUAACACUUAACAUAGAAAAGACCUACUACAUCUUAUUUGGAAGCAAAUCUACAAAUGCAAUUCAGCUUCAGAUAGACAAUGUAAACAUUAGCAAUAAAAAUGAUG
Molecule: messenger RNA, 3642 nt
Organism: Procambarus clarkii (red swamp crayfish)
Lineage: Eukaryota; Metazoa; Arthropoda; Malacostraca; Decapoda; Cambaridae
Product: sodium/mannose cotransporter SLC5A10
Biological process (GO): transmembrane transport
Cellular component (GO): plasma membrane
Molecular function (GO): D-glucose:sodium symporter activity
Source: RefSeq, a predicted model, not a curated record